AGCACCUAAAACUGUGUCUGAUUUUGCUGCAUGUCCGCAGUGCAAAGAAACUUAUUCAAAAUCAACAUUACACAAGCACUACAGAAGAUGUACAGGACGAUGCUCGAAGUAUAAUAAGAAAGUUCAAAUGUUGAGUCGCCUAACAAUGGGUGAUAUCCACGAAAUGGCAGAGCCUCAGUUGAAAAAAAUUAUAUGUCGAAUGAGAGACGAUGAAAUUACGACUAUAGUUCGAUAUGACGAAUUAAUAAUUCUGUUUGGGAAUUUGGAAAGCUACAAAUACCGACAUUCCCAACAUCACGGAAAGAUGAUAAGAGCUAAAUUGCGUCGUCUUGGACGUUUGCUCUUGGAGUUGAGGAAGAUGAAUGAAAAUAUCAGAGAUAUCUCCAAUUUGUACGACCCCGCUAAUUUCACCUGUUUCUUGAAGGCCGUCAACACACUUGGGAAUUUCAAUGAAGAAAGUGAUCUCUUCGAUACUCCAGCGACAGCAUCUGCAUUGGGCAUGCUCACCAAGGAACUGGGAGAUAUAUGGAUAGCACACUGCAUCGAAAAAAAAAAUCCAGAUGCCAAACGAAAUGCUGAAGAAUUCCUGCAUUUAUAUAAUUUGAAAUUUGGCAAGAUUAUAAAUAAAACAGUUGCAGAGUCAUAGACGGAAAUGAGCAUUAAGAAAAAAGUAAUUCUUCCUUCGUUCAGUGACAUUAAAAUCUUACACAAAUAUCUGACGUGUAAGAGGAAUAAUGCAUUGAACGAAUGGAAAAGAAAAUUUGAUAAGAAGGUUUGGAGGGACCUCUUGGAAGCCACUCUUACAUCUAUACAACUUUUGAAUAGAAGAAGGCCCGGAGAACUAGAGAGAAUUAAAUUAGUUCAUUAUAGUUCUUUAGAGAAGAUCGACGAGAAAAGUAAUUUGGAUUUAUACAAGAAGCUCAAUCCACAAUCAAAACAAAUUGCGAAUAAAUAUUCAAGAAUAUUAUUGCGAGGGAAACUCAACAGAACUGUUCCAGUUUUGCUUGACAAUGAAAUGGUGGAAUCUUUAAAAAUGAUUUUGAAGGAUAGGAAAGAAGCGGGUGUGUCUGAAUCAAAUACAUAUUUAUUUGGACUUCCGGGUGGAGCAGAAAAAUGGCCUAGUGCAUGCGACCUAAUGAGAAAAUUUUCGAUUGCGUGCAAAGCAAAUUUACCCUCCACAUUAAGGGGUACUUUGUUGAGGAAGCAUGUUGCUACGUGUUGCAUAUCGCUUAAUCUUACGGAUGGAGAAAUUGAGGAUUUAUCAAAUUUCAUGGGCCAUGACAAAAAUAUUCAUUUGAAUAUUUAUCGACAGCCCGUAGCAACGAAAGAUAUUCUGCAAAUAUCCCAACUUCUGGAAAAGGCUCAAGGGGAUGACGAUCCGAAUGCUCCAGAUAUAGAUUUGGAAGAAGUUGAUGAGACCGAAAAUUAUGUUCCAGUGAUUCGGCCCCAAACGACUUCAUUCCAAGAAUAUUCGCAGUUUUAAUAAAAUGGAUAAUGUGAACCCACAACAACAUAAAUCACUUGAAAACUUAUUCUAAGGAUACAGAGGUGGAUGGUUGGAAUAUAAAUAUAUAUACAUAUCUUUUUCCCUUCUUCAGCCAAAAUCUCUAAUUAGUACUCUUUUCCAACCUCCUCCUUUUUAGCUUUAGCCUAUGUAUCUAUCAAUAAUCAGUCCUAUAACCUUCUUGACCUUCUCUCACUUACCUAUGCAUUUGUUGUGAGAAAUCCAUUUUUUACUAUCUUCCUUCCUUCUUAUUUCUUCAUUUAUUAUCCUGCUUUUUAUUUAUCAAGUCACAUUAUAUUUCCAAUACUAUGUUUCCAUAAUUAAGAUAUUUCUCCGAUUUCCUUCAUUUAUCACUGUGACCCCUUUUCCUUAUAUAUCAUAAUACUAACUAUAAACUAUUGUUCAUUUCAAAAAUUCUUCAUUAAGAUAUGUGAUUUUGCGAAUACUUCGAAUGGAAUUUUACAGUUCAAUAAAUCUUCGAUUAAUUGACAAGAUCACAAUAUUGCAAUUGAA
Messenger RNA from Coccinella septempunctata (seven-spotted ladybird), 2017 nucleotides. RefSeq lists its product as uncharacterized. Lineage: Eukaryota; Metazoa; Arthropoda; Insecta; Coleoptera; Coccinellidae. Bases 653 to 1483 code for a protein of 276 amino acids. The record is from RefSeq and is a predicted model, not a curated record. The transcript is spliced from 4 exons.